This is a messenger RNA of Trifolium pratense (red clover), 1134 nucleotides long. RefSeq names its product cyclin-T1-3-like. Gene Ontology annotation, molecular function: cyclin-dependent protein serine/threonine kinase activator activity. Lineage: Eukaryota; Viridiplantae; Streptophyta; Magnoliopsida; Fabales; Fabaceae. Gene Ontology annotation, cellular component: nucleus; cyclin/CDK positive transcription elongation factor complex. Bases 164 to 931 code for a protein of 255 amino acids. The record is from RefSeq and is a predicted model, not a curated record. Gene Ontology annotation, biological process: positive regulation of DNA-templated transcription, elongation; regulation of transcription by RNA polymerase II. The transcript has 7 exons.
GUUAAAAUAUAUACAAAAAAAAAAAACCUCUCUCUUUCUCUCCACACACACUCUCGCGCCACAACUUGUUCCCUAAUUUUUGGUUUCGUCUUCCCACUGCUCGCCGAGAAAAUUCGUGUCGCUCUCAUCAAUUCUUCUCCGACACUGAAACUCAACUUCAGUGAUGGAUCAAGAGGAUGGAUCAAGCUGGUAUUUUUCUAGGAGUGAGAUUGAAGAAAAUUCACCAUCCCUAGCAGAUGGCAUUGAUUUGAAGCAAGAAAAUUACCUACGCAAAUCAUACUGUACAUUUCUGCAAGAUUUAGGCAUGCGACUUAAAGUACCUCAAGUAACUAUUGCAACAGCAAUGAUCUUUUGUCAUAGAUUCUAUCUUCGGAAGUCCCAUGCAAAUAAUGAUUGGAGGACCAUUGCAACAGUGUGCAUGUUUCUUGCUGGCAAAGUUGAAGAAACUCCUCGCCAAUUGAAAGAUGUAAUCCUUGUUUCAUAUCAAAUGAUAAAUAAGAAGGAUCCAACAGCAGUUCAGAGAAUCGAACAGAAGGAAGUGUAUGAGCAGCAGAAGGAAUUAAUUCUACUUGCACAGAAGCUUGUUCUUGCAAUUCUUGGUUCUGAUCUUAUAGUGAACCAUCCUUAUAUACCUCUUGAUGAGGCAAUAAAGAAAUUUAACGUUGCUCAAAAUGCCCUUCCUGUUCUUGCUCGGAAUUUUGUAAAUGAUGGACUUCGGACAUCUCUUUGCUUGCAAUUUAAGCCCCAUCACAUUGCAGCUGGAGCCAUAUUCCUUGCUUCCAAGUUUCUAAGGGUGGAGCUCCCAUCAAAUGGGAAGAAGGUCUGGUGGCAAGAGUUUGAUGUCACCCCACACCAAGUGGAAGAAGUGAGUAACCAAAUGCUCGAGCUGUAUGAACAAAAUCGAAUGCCGCAGUCCAAUGAUGCUGAAUGAAAAAGAGCAUGAAAACAAUACUCUUAAAGAUUAAUUUCAAAGAUGUAAUUUUGUUUGUGCUCAAAAUAUUUGAGUAGUUGUUUAAAGUUUGGAUUGGAAUGUGAUGCUAAAAGAAUUUAUAGUUAACUACUUUAUAGUUCCAUGCACUUGGACGAGUUGAUUGAAUUUUAUUCGAUAUUUAAGUUCGUUAUAUUUUUUUAUGA